UCAUAACACAAUCAUUGUGUGACCUAUUGAUCCUGAAUCAUAGAGCGACUGGUACCACCUGUCACUUCCAGUCACCCAUGACCAAUGACAGCCAAGAUACCUUAUCCAUAGAUGUGUAGACGGGUAAAGGGCAGCUGUUAAUGGGCACAAAGACCAUAUUUCUCUAGAAAAUGCUGAAUGAUGACGCGAUAAGUCGCUGAAACUAGGAUAACAGAUGGAUUGUCUGCUCAAGCCCCAGGAAAAAUUUUGUGGAUGGGAUACCUACUGUCAGAUAGAUCAAUGAUGCACACUAAGCACAGCUGGAAUUUAACCUGGGAAGGAGCUGGAAAGUUUGAUGGGGAGGAGGAGCUGACUUAUUCUCCUGCCAUCACAAGAGAUAUAAACCCACAGAGGGAUCACAAGACAAAGCAGAGUCUCCUUAGCUGCCAGCAAACAGCAAGACGUGUUGGAGCAUCUUCACCUGUCGGCACAGUCCUCUCCUUCCAUCACACAAUGGUAACUUCCUUGAAGAUGUGGCCAAUGAUGGUCGCUGUGGCAGUGUGUGUGUUAAUAUGUAUAGGGUCACUAGUAGAGGGAUAUCCACCAAAACCAGAAUCUCCUGGAGAAGAUGCAUCCCCGGAGGAAAUGAAUAAAUAUUUGACCGCUUUAAGGCAUUAUAUCAAUCUGGUGACAAGGCAAAGAUAUGGGAAGAGGGACAGUCCAGCUGACAGUCUGCUUUCUGACCUUCUCUAUGGAGACAAUGGAAACCACAACAGCAGAUCACGGUAUGAUGACUCUUCCUACAACUGGUGACCCUCGGACCCUUCCCUCCCCCUCCUUAUACCCUGGGUGACUGCUUUCUCACUUUCCCUUCUUUUUAUUGUAUCAAUUAUUUUUAUGCCAUUUUGCAUUUUGACUGGUUCCUGUAUCUCAUCUCUCCGCCCAGCGGGGAGUGUGCAGAGUGGACGGUGCCACCCUUCAGCGGUGUAGAGAACACGUGCGUGUGUGCGUUGUGUGUACACCAUCCUACCAGAGCUGCCUCUCCCAUGACACGCAGUCUGUGAUGUUUGACAAAGAAUUCCACUGUGUCCAGAAAUAAAAGCAAGUUUAAUGG
This is a messenger RNA of Hyla sarda, 1093 nucleotides long. RefSeq names its product peptide YY (gene PYY). The coding region runs from base 253 to 792 and encodes 179 amino acids. The transcript has 6 exons. Gene Ontology annotation, biological process: neuropeptide signaling pathway; feeding behavior. Gene Ontology annotation, molecular function: neuropeptide hormone activity; neuropeptide Y receptor binding. Lineage: Eukaryota; Metazoa; Chordata; Amphibia; Anura; Hylidae. Gene Ontology annotation, cellular component: extracellular region. The record is from RefSeq and is a predicted model, not a curated record.